AUGGGUCGCCAGCCUGCGGUCAAGCCUCUUCCAUACGGAAACUACUCUAUUAUUGACUUCGACACGGGAGGAAGAUCCAUGCCUGCACGUUAUAGCUCUGGUGUGCAGUUAUGUUCCGAGGGAAAUGGGUCUAUGAGCUCAACUAAUACCUCCGGAAGCCGCUCGAAAGCUUGGUAUUCAAGAUCUCUACGCCUUGCAACAGCCGAACCAGUCUUGGUUCGCACAAGUCUCAGCGCUAUGCAACCCAGUCGUGGGCAUCAGCACAUCAGGCACAUGCUAGAGACUACAGAAGGGUUUAUUGAAGCACACAGACACUUUAUGUUAGGCAAGAGCUUUACCAUCGACUUCCAGGUGACUGUAAGACUGCUGUUCAGCCACUCUCCACAGCUGAUGGUCGAUGCCUAUUCCGGUGCGCUCGAGUUGAUGAAACAACGGAAGACGCAGAUUAAAGAACGCAGUGACCCUGAUCUAACCAUUGGCUCAAGCUGCCUCAGAUCUCUGAGGGUAGCCUCAAUGUCCAUUAAACAUAUGCAAGAUGCCACAGUCGUCAUCAUGCUCGGACAAAUAAUGGCAGUCUACAACAUCCUAAUACCAUGCCCAUCUACACACACAAUUGUGCGCAGCACCUUGUUGAGCGUCAAGGAGUGGUAUCCGUCUCUAUUGCAGCAGCCAGAGAUGGAUUCCGUCACUCUAACCCCUGUCCUAGUAGACACUAUCGAAUGUCUGGUUCGGCGAGACAUGCCAAUCAUCCGGAUUCCGCACACCAACCGAUGUAUUGUCGAUAGAUGCAUUGGCAUUUGUGCGUCCCUCCUGACGCUUUUUUAUGAUUUGUGCGAAAUAAGCUAUCAGGUUAAAAUGCGUGAUCAUGCUGUCGCGGCAGCCCAAUGGGACGAUCCCUACGCCGAGAUCGAAGAGAAGAUAUGUGCUUGGACGCCAGUAUUGCCCCCUCACUUCUUCUCUCAAUAUUCCAGCACAGAGGUCACUACGAUGUUGACGCAGGCACGGCUAUAUCGUAUCACAGCUUUACUCGUCAUUCAUCGCCUGCGCUUUCCCGUUGGAAUCGAGGACACCACUGCUCGCUCAUAUGCCGAAAGCAUUUUGAACGAGCUACGCAUGGUAGUGGCAUGGCAACCUGACGAGUUUCUUGGGCUAGCAGUAGACUUUCCAUUGUUAGCCGCCAUGGUAGAAAUGCCGGUCUGCGGGGAGGAAAUUCUCAGAGUCGUCGAGCCGCGAAGGUUACGCAAGGCCCCUACUGAAGAAAUUUUGAAGUUUGUCCGACACGUCAGAAAGUCCUACGAGAUGGGUUAUGGUGGGUUGUGGCUAGACUUGACCAGUGACGAACUUUUAGGAGUGAUUUUACCUUAA
Talaromyces atroroseus is the source of this 1365-nucleotide messenger RNA. RefSeq lists its product as hypothetical. The record is from RefSeq and is a predicted model, not a curated record. The transcript has a single exon. The coding region runs from base 1 to 1365 and encodes 454 amino acids. NCBI's taxonomy places the organism in Eukaryota, Fungi, Ascomycota, Eurotiomycetes, Eurotiales, Trichocomaceae.